AUGGCGGAGGAAAGACUACCCUUGUCUGAAGAAGGCCGCACCUUACGCAAAGCGCUUGAGGAUGGUCACCAGGACCCCUUCCAUACGCUCCAAGGCUUCGCAAAGACGCAGCAGCCCGACCCUGAAAUGGUGCGAGUGACAUUAGUAGCUGCCAUGAUGCGCCUUAUGAGGAUGCCAGGACGAGCUCGGCGGAAAGACUUCAUAUCAAGCAGAGAUCCACCUAUCGCCCGCUCUCUGCUUGAGCACAUGUGGUCCGAUGUCGAACGGUGGUUGCCCUUGCUACUAGGCGACCUUAGAGCUUUAGAGGCGCUUUGCUACUUUGCAGUAGCCGAAGGUCUGGACAAGCACAUGCUUGAUUGGGUGACAGUAGAGGACUCGUUCAACAUCAAGUCUGUUGGCCCAACCGGUUGGGUUUGGCAGAGCAGAUCAUGGCGCGCGACUGUGUUACGUUGUUUGUGCCGAGCUUAUGGCUUGCACGCUGAAUCUCACGACCUCAACCAGGCCUUGCAGGCCUUCUUCACGGUGCGCGACAGAGAAAUUCCGGGGCAGAACCGCAAGGAUUACUUCCGGGUAGAUCUGUCGCCCGCUUUGUUUGGCCUUACAUCCCUCUUAUGUACGGGAAGUUAUUAUCGCACUGAUAGGUGCUUGUUCGAGGAGUUCACGUCAACUGCCAGCGAUGUGCUGCGGAACAAGCAUAUACCUCGACGUUUCGGGGAUGCACUCAAUAGCGCGAGACUACCUUUGUAUCACCCUACGUCUCCAGAUAUCUCUAGCGCCACCGAACUUCUCUCCACGAAGGGAGACGAGUUAGCUCAGAUGGCCACUGGACCGCUUGCACAAUACGCUCUAACGGAUUUUCUGGUGCGUAUAGCUGUUGUGGCUACAGCAAAUGGUCAGGCGAAGCCGGUCGCGGAUGUCAAGCAAACGUACUUGGGACUAUUUGGCGUAGAUAUGCCAGCUCCGGAGAGGGAUCAGCGCAUUGUGGGCCUAUCCUGGAAGAAAAGCCACAAGGGUGAUCAGCCAUCCCAGAGUCGAGACUUGACGUUCAAGCGUCUUGAGCUGUAA
This is a messenger RNA of Fulvia fulva, 1065 nucleotides long. RefSeq lists its product as uncharacterized. Lineage: Eukaryota; Fungi; Ascomycota; Dothideomycetes; Mycosphaerellales; Mycosphaerellaceae. The record is from RefSeq and is a predicted model, not a curated record. The coding region runs from base 1 to 1065 and encodes 354 amino acids. The transcript has a single exon.